GAUUUGAGAAAUUGAUAUGAUUGUUAGUUUGAAUGAUUUACUGGUUCAUUGAUUUGCCAGUCAACAGAGGCGGAGAUAACGGUGGAGAUGUACAGAAAGAGAAUGUGAGCGAAAAGGAGAGACUCAGGAAGUCAACAGGGGAAGUUUAGUGGUUUCUUGCGUCAUUGCUUGCUGCUGCUUGGUUGUGCCUGUGCAGAGUGAAGAGUGCCACAAACACAAUGACAUACCGCAUGACCCAGCAGAAUAGCUUAACACAGCUCAGUAUAGCACAGUAAAGUAAUACACUUCACCCAGUUAAACAUAAAGCACAAUAAAAUUCAAUGAAGAAAACAACACCGCCUAUAAUAUUAACAGCACAUUGUAAAUGUAAAUGAAAUCCACGUUACCAUACAGAAAAUACAUAUAUUAGACAAUCACGCACACACCUGAUAGACAACAGGGCUGAAUGUGAGAGGUUGAGGCAGGAGAAAAGAAGAGAUGCGGAGACUCCGGAGAAAAGGAGGGAACAAUGAGAAGGUGUUUGGUUGUCACCUGUUGGACCACCUGGCUACAAGCUGUCAGGAGAUUCCUCAGGUGCUGCGAAGCUGCAGUGAAUUCAUUGAGAAGCAUGGGGUUGUAGAUGGGAUCUACAGGCUAUCUGGGGUGUCAUCCAACACGCAGAAACUUCGGGGUGAGUUUGACAGUAAGGGAACCCCAGAUCUCAAUAAGGAUGUGUACCUGCAGGACAUUCACUGUGUCAGCUCUCUCUGCAAGGCCUACUUCAGAGAGUUGCCCAAUCCUCUCCUCACAUACCAGCUCUAUGACAAAUAUGCUGAAGCUGUGGCAAUUCAGCUAGAGGACGAAAGGCUGGUGAAGAUCAAGGACGUGCUGAAGGAAUUACCCGCUCCCCAUUACAGAACUCUAGAGUUCCUGAUGCGUCACCUUGUAAAGAUGGCUUCUUAUUCCUCACACACCAACAUGCAUGCCCGGAACCUCGCCAUUGUUUGGGCUCCAAACCUACUCAGGUCAAAAGACAUUGAGGCGUCAGGGUUUAACGGUACUGCAGCCUUCAUGGAGGUGAGGGUCCAGUCCAUCGUAGUGGAAUUCAUCCUCACCCACGUGCCCCAGCUGUUUCCUGGUUCAGGUCUGGAGUGUCUUAAGUCAUUCCCAUCUCCCUCUAUACACAAUCCAGAGAAACGUUUAUUCCCAGCCAUUCCACUCCAGUUAGGCAACAUCAGCCCAGGGGACGGCCCCCCGGCCAUGCGCUCCUAUCACGCCAUCAUCGACGGCACAGACAAGAGGAAGGGAUCUCUCAAGAGCAGGAAGUGGAAGUCCAUCUUCAAUUUAGGAGGCAGACUCCAAGACCCGAGAGGAAGGAACAAGAACUCAACCAAAGAAAAAGAGAGAACUGUCUUAAGGCCAGCCAAGAGCAUGGAUUCCCUGAGCUCAAUGCCCUAUUCGCAUGAAGGUUGCAGACAACGAGCCCCUUCCACUGUCAUAUCCCCCCUGGCUCAGCCCUCUCUCUGUCCCCAAAGUGGUGUGGAUGGAGGGGCAUCCACUAAUGGUAGUGAUGUGGGCAGCGGGUAUGCUGUGACCUUCCGGAGGGGUCAGGGGGCUAGUGUGAGUGUAGUGAGCGGGGGCGGGGGAACCAAGGGCACAUACAGUCGACUGGGCAGUCACAGUAGGGGCAACAGCACUGAGGCUCUGCAACCCCCAUCCAGAUCCCCAGGAAUCUCCAGCAAAGCAGACCGGCGGGCAGGGAUACACAUCUCCGGACCAUUCUCAGUCACCGUCCCCCUUCACAUCACAUCAGGCCUGGCCUUUGGGGUGCUGCAGGGGGGUGGUGCAGAAAGGCGAAACCAUAGCAGAGGAGAGGGGAGAGGAGAUAAGGGAGAGGGUGGGGAGGGUGUGAGACAGGAGGGAGGGGAAGGGGAAAGGCACAUUCGAGUGGCAGUUGUGGGGGAGGACGAGACUGACGGAGUCAAGAGAAGAGAUCAAGAGGUAUCGGAGGAGAGGAGAGAUAUGGAUGAUAAAGUUGAAGGAAAAGAAGACAGAGGAAAGGAGGAGGAACUGAAUGGGGACUGUGUAUCUAAGCCAUCAGAGGAGAGGGGUGAAGAGGGUGGAGGAGAGGAUAAAGUAAACUAUGAAAACGAUGAAGAGGAGGAUGAAGAGAGAGAACACAUGGAAAUCAAAGGCUCUGUGCAGACUGCCCUGGAUGCCCCAAAUGGUGUCAGAAAUGAGGCAGUUGCCACACAUGUGCCGUACCCUACGACGAUGGAGGAGGACGAUGCACAAGUCCAGGACUGUCCACUAGACUUUCAGGAUACUUUUGGAUUCCUGGACCUCAUGGACAGCAGUGCCUCCACCAAGAUGUUCCAGGCGUUACCAGUAGAGCCUCAUCAUGCGGGAGAUGAGUAUGAGGACGAGGUGGAGCAGAGAUCCCCUGGACUCUCACAUGACAAACCAGACUCUGUCACACAGCCACCUGUAGACACACAGACACAAAUACAGACAGGCUGCCAAACAGAGACACACACACUGAGGCAGACACAAACUCCCAAACACAGACCUCUAAGCUUUGAUCAAUAUGGACGAGCCAACAAGUCAAUGAGUCUACCUUACAUAUCCAGGCCUUUCAUGCCUGCUCGCUGCUCUUCCUCUGAAGAAGAGGAUAAUGAUGACGAAGAUGCUGAUUACGACAGAGAAGAUGAGGAGGACGAUGAUGACAUGUUCUGUAAAAGUCUACCAUCUAGUUUGGUGUUCAAUAGACUGACAUGGAGUGGGCCUCAGACUGACAUGGAGAAUGGUUUGUCCCUCCCUGCUAAGCCCUCACAACAAUUGGACAAUGUUUCUGAUGACAGGUCCAUAGGAAUUGGUCUAUCACAGAGUUCUGAGGCCAGAAUGCCUCCUGGGCACUUGGACAUUGAUUCCCCUGAUUACUGUAACCCGUCAGAAGAGGUCUUGAGGCAAAGCAAGGCUGAAGAAGAGAAUAGACUGGAAGCGAUAGACCUGUUGGAGGAUACAAGGCAGGAUCCAGACAACCAGGAGAAAGACCAGGCAGACACACUGACGAAUACAUGCACAGAAAGCACUGAGAUACAAGAAUGUUGUCACUCGGUUGAAACGAGCAUGAUGAAGGAAGAGGAAACACCAGGUGACAUUGAGAGGGGCCUCACUUCAGCAUCCUCUUCGACUGACUGUGAGGAGGCCUCACUGCAGACUACUGCAGACGAAGAGGACACUGGAGUUCAUCUGCAGCUCAGAGACGAGGAGGACCUGAAGAGUCACUGUGGUGAAGGUGUGAUUUCAGAGGGUUACAAUGGCGAUCCCGUGAGCAAAGCCGAGAAAGAAGAUUCACAAGAGCAUUUACUCACUGCUUGUCGUAUAGUUUCCUGUGCUGAAGAGCCAAAGAACAUACUCAAUGAGCGAUCGGAGGUAGUUUCAGCUGGGGGCGCAAUGGAGCAGCCUGAAAAUAGUGCUGAGAGGGAUAGCGAGGGAAAAAAGGAAGAUGUAGAGGAAGAGAUGGAGGAAAGAGAAGAUAGAAAUGGGGGAGAAUUUAAACAAGAAGGAGAGGUAACAAGAAUUGAGACUGAGGAGAGAGAGUUAUUAAAGGAGUUGGAAGAAACAGAAGGGGAGGACUUUGGGGCGAGGGAGCAAAAAGGAAUGAUUGAAGAAGAGGAAAGGAUAGCAGGUGAGGAAGGGGAAGUAGGAGAAGACAUUUAUGAGAUAAUGAGCGUAUUAGCCAGGGAUGACAUGAUGGAAAGUGGAGAUAGGAAGGAUAGGGAAGGGGAGACUGAGGAACGUAAAGUUAUGGAGGAGGUGAUAGAAACCAAAGAGGGAGAGAGUAUCAGAGUACAGCAGAAAGAGAUAGGUAAGGAAGGAAAGAGUAGGACAAGUGAUGAGAUGAGUGCAAAAGAAGAGAUGAAGCGAGAGGUGGAAGGAGUGGAUACCAUGGGAGAGACUGAGGUAGAGGCAGCUGAAGAGGGGAUGGAGAAUAUGUUGAUUGAUAAUGAGGAGCAUAAACAGGACCUAGAGGCACAGCAUGUUUUAGAGAGAAGAGAAAGAGCUAUAGAUCUGAUGAAGGAUGUUGUGGGAGAGGGAGAUGAGGAGGGAGAUAAAGAGAUGGAAGUGGGAGGUGUAAUCAGGGAUGAAGAAGGAGAUAGUAUACAUGUGGUCCAACAGGAGACAGAGGAACAUGAAUCAACAGGGCCAAAUAAGGAGAACCAAGAGAGGGAGAAUGAAGGAGAGACAAAAGACCAACUACAGAUACCAACAAUAAUAGAGGAAAGCGAGGAAGAACUGAAAGAGGUCCAGAUUUACAUAAAAUAAUUGAAUGAAGGACAGAAGGAAGGGAGAGGUAGUAAAGUGGGGUCUGAAAAGGGGGUGGGGAGAGUGCUGGUCAGGUCUAAACAAAAAACACCCCCUAAAGUGUUUCAAGCAAGAUCAGUGCCAAUGGUACCACCCAAGCCACAUCACUGCCGAAUAACUGCACUGAACCUCAGACAAGAGCAGCAGAGGGAGAGGAGAGAGGCAGACCGAGCCAGGGGGAAGGGAAAGGUACACAGGGCUUUGGGACAGCAAGAUAAGGACAAAGAGAGAAAGAUGGAAGGAAAGCCAGAGCAUGACAAAGUCUGCGAGACAGAACAACAGUGGAAUGAUAAAUGGGAAGAUGAGGGGAGAGGCUAAAGGGAGUGGCAGGCACAGUGGGGAGGGGAGAGGAGGAGAGAUGUGGAAGAGGGGGGAAUGAGAGACAUGAUGAAAAACAGUCAAAUAAGUAUGUGUUUUGAUGAAGCUGUUGAAAUGGAAAUCGAGAGGGAGUGAGGAAGAGGGCAGUGAGGGAGAAACAGAAAGAUUGAGGAUAUGAAGUACAAUAAAGAGAAAGAUGUGGACAAAGACGCCAGUAAAUGUUGUAGUCAUCGACUCUGUCUGGAUGGUUAGUAUACAACUGAUCAUUUAUAUACAAUAUAUAAAUACAUAAACAUUUAUUUUACAUUUUUAUUAUACUCCCUGGGCCUAGAACCGGCCCACUCAGACUCAGGGCAACUCUGAAAACUGAUCCUUCGCACUCUCUCUCUCUCCCUCUGUAAAUGUCCUCCUUUUUGUUGCUGGUUUUAACCUAUUAAUGUAUCUUACCAUUUUAACUGCUUGGUUUUAAUCAAUCAGCAAAGAGCUGUCAAUGUACACCAAGUAUGGAAAUCUCAGGUAUCACAUCUCAUGCAUAACCACAAUCGUAUUGUUAAGAGUGAGCAAGCAAAUGGUGAGAAAGCAAAUGUAAUAACUUCUUAGGAGUUAAUGAGGGCAAUGUGUUAAGGGCAAUGUGUUAUCAUUUGUGUCAAUUCCAUAAAACAAUGAAUUUUCUGUUUUAUUUGUUUUUGUAAAUAACCUUCUUCUGCAAAGAAAAGUGUCCGUCGUAUUUGUAUUUUCAAAAAUAAUUUCACUAGGAGCUAGCAGACAAUAAAAACAGGUAGCUAGGCGUUUAUUACUGAUUUCAAAUUAAUAUCCCAUAUAAGUACAUUUAUUUGAAAGCGUUUGCUACUUUCUGUCGUCAUUUCCGUUAUCCAUCUUUCCGGAAGUUUUUUUUCCCCCUUCCACAAACGUUGCAGUUUGCUAGCUUCGAGAAGCUGUACAAUAGAAGAAACGAUUAUGUUAUAAACAUUUGCAUAUCUGCAUAUUUGUUUCUGUGUAACAACAGUGAUUUUAUUUGAUGAGCAAUGUCUAACACCGUUUCUUUUAGUACACAAAUAGGUGCAAUCAUGGAUGUGCUAGCAAAGGCAGCUGUUGCAGAAAUAACCAAAUUUGUAGACGAGGGUACUGUCGUUCUACGGCUGGAAAUGUGUCGGAAAGAAAAUGAGAUAGAAGGCCUUAAAAAUAGUUUACAGCUGAUGGAAAGAGAACUGAGGAAAGCUCAAAGGGAAGCAGCAGCACGAGGGACAAAUGACAGGCAACAUGCUGAAGGAAUUCAGCUUGGGAGUGGGACCUCACAAAAAGGUAAUGAAGAGGACCAGAAAUCCAAAGCCACGCCUGUAGAGGACCCGGAGAAGUUCAAUGAGCUGCAGAGCUCAGGAAACCUUGUGGAGGCGAGGGGUGGACUGGAGUUGCUGGUGAAAGCAGAGCAGGUGGAAAAACAUGUAGCCCAGGGAACUGUACAGGACCCAGGAAUCACAGGCAGUUUGGACUUUAGAAUGGAUGAGAGAGAUAGUCAGCUGUGGUUCUCUGUUACACAAGGACUAAGUGGGAAUGAUUCCACUCACCCAGAUGGGUCUUACACUACAGAGAGAUGCUUACAGAUGUUUUCCUCUCAGGCAGAUCAAUAUCCCGUUCCCAUCCCAUCCCAUCCUGCUUCCUGCAACUCUUUGUCUUCUGCAGAGAAACCACUUAAUGACAUUUUCAGCACUGUCCCAGUGAAAGUGGAGCCCGAGUGGCAUCCUCUUUAUCAUGGCGAUGCCAUGUCUGAGUCCUUUCAAGCCGACCAGGGGCAGUACAGAGAUACUCUGCACCCUGUUGUGAUGGAGGGCUUGAUUUUACAGCCUCGACUGCAGCAGCCAGGACCUUCUUCACAAGGGCUCAUGAGAGCAACUGAGAACACAUCUGAGUCAAACUCACACAGCAAUGAGCAUAUUCUUAAUAAGAACAGAUUGAAAACAAAAAGAAUGGUCAACGUUUGGAGAGCUGUACCAAACCAAAAAGUGUUCAUAUGCUCAUUGUGUGGAAAGAGCUUCCACCGCCACUGUCAACUUGAAGCACACCAGCACUCUCAUGCUGGAGUCAAACCAUAUAGAUGUCUUGAGUGUGGGAAAAGUUUUACGCAGAAAACCAGACUUAAGUCCCAUCAGAGUGUUCACACGGGUGAGAGACCUUUCAGUUGCAGACUCUGUGGCAAGAUGUUUGCAAGGCAGGACAACUGCCAAAGACAUGAGCGAUUUCACAGUGGACAAAAGCCAUUUAGUUGUGUGCAGUGUGGUAAAAGUUUCACGGUUCUCGGUAACCUCAAAAUACAUCAAAAACAUCAAUGUAAAUUUGCCAAUGUAAGAAUGUAAGAACAUGUUGUUCAGUGUCUUCCUCGGCGUUGUACAGUUAACCCUAACUGUGUCUUCUUGAAAAACAUGUUUAACAAUUAUUUCACCCAAUUAUUUCACCCUACUACUAACAACUCAAGUAAUAACUUCCAAUUGUUUUGUUUUUUUCAUCUUGAUGUUUAUUUAGGAAAUUACAGAGCUCAAAAAAAGGGAUGUCAUAUUAGAACGGCAAUUUGCCUGGAAUUUUUACUAAUCUCAACAAUAUGACAUAAAUCACGUGAUAUGCUUCAAGGGAUUUAUAGGAAGGUAAGCAUUGUUAAAUGAUGUCAAAUUUGAACAAAUAAUUGUCAUUUUGUGUGUCAUACCAUGAAUAUUAAAUGACAUCGAAUUUAAUGGAUUUUCAGGUUGUAUAUAGUGCAAUCAGGGCCGGCUCCAGGCAUAAGCGGUCACUUGGGGCUCCUGGGGGGCACACUGUUGUGGUCUCAACUUAGUUACUAUUGAGAGUAAGAAUAGUAAAAUACACCAGGUGCAAUUUAGAAAUGUGCUUGUGCACCUGCAGAUUGUUCUCUUGUUAAUUCAGUCAAUCAAGUUACUGACAAUUACAGAGGAGCUGCACCAGGAUUACACGUGCGCAAACCGUGAACAGGACAUCAGCGCUGUGACUUUACCUGCGUGCGUGGAAUUAGAUCAGUAGCACUUGGUCUCUUCUGCAAGGAAUAUAUUGACUUUGCAUCCAAUAUGGGUAGACCAGUGGAGGCUGCUGAGGGAGUACGGCUCAUAAUAAUGGCUGGAACGGCGCAAAUGGAAUGGCAUCAAACCAUGUGUUUGCUUUAUUUGACACCAUUCCACUCCAGCCAUUACCACAAGCCCGUCCUGCCCAAUUAAGGUGCCACCAACCUCUUGUGUGGUAGACUAUAUGAUAACACCCAUCUGCAGUCAAUUAACCUCGCUCAUUAAUCAACAAUUGAACAGUAGCUGGCGAUCCUCUGCAGGCCAUAAGAAAUGCACAUCAAUUGAUUUUGUUGAAAAAAACAAAGAGGAAGAGGCAAAGCGAGAGGGUUCUUUGGAAUUACUUUUGUGCCUUUCAUUUCAAGCAAACCUUUUGAAUUUGAGAACAAUUUUCUUAGUGUUACACGAAAAAUUAUGAUAUUGAAAGCAAAACAUUAACCCAAUAGUAUUGAGAGCAGAAUAAAUAAUAUUGAAAGGCAAGAACCAAUGAAUUGUAAAUUAAUGCAAAAAAAAAUAUAUAUGAAUGCCCCCCAAUUUUAUUUUGUGAAACAUGUUUUCAAUGAUCGCGUGAUUGCGAUGAAAUGCUUCCAUCUUUGCCUGCAAUUUUUGGUUAUGUUACCUUGUCCUUUGCUUUUGCUGCCUUUUUUUGCAGUUGCAAAGUUUUGGCACAUUCAUUUAAUUUAAGCUGGUUUAAGAGGGAGCCUAAGAUGAUGAUGCUAUUCUAUUGGUCAACCAGUUUUGGAGUGAUAGGCCAGCCUCACUCAAUGAUCCAGUUUGUUUAAGUCCUAGCUACAUAUACUGUAUAUACAAAAGUAUGUGGACACCUCUUCAAAUUAGUGGAUUUGUCUUUCAGCCACACCCGUUGCUGCGUGUAUAAAAAUGAAAAUGUGUCUCCAUAGACAAACAUUGGCAGUAGAAUGGCCUUACUGAAGAGCUCAGUGACUUUCAACAUGGCACCGUCAUAGGAUGCCACCUUUCCAACAAGUCAGUGUAUCAAAUUGCUGCCCUGCUAGAGCUGCCCAGGUCAACUGUAAGUGCUAUUAUUGUGAAGUGGAAAUGUCUAGGAGCAACAACGGCUCAGCCGCAAAGCCGCGAGCGUCGGCUGGAGUGGUGUAAAGCUCGCCGCCAUUGGACUCUGGAACACAUUCUCUGGAGUGAUGAAUCAAGCUUCACCAUCUGGCAGUCCAACGAACAAAACUGGGUUUGGCGGAUGCCAGAAGAACGCUACCUGCCCGAAUGCAUAGUGCCAGCUGUAAAGUUUGGAGGAGGAAUAAUGGUCUUGGGCUGUUAUUCAUGGUUCAGGAUAGGCCCCUUAGUUCCAGUGCAGAGAAAUCUUUAACGCUACAGCAUACAAUGGCAUUCUAGAAGAUUCUGUGCUUCCAACUGUGGCAACUGUUUGGGGAAGGCCCUUGCCUGUUUCAGCAUGACAAAUGCCCUCGUGCACAAAGCGAGGUCCGUACAGAAAUGGUUUGUUGAGAUUGGUAUGGAAGAACUUGACUGGCCUGCAUAGAGACCUGACCUAAACCCCAUCAAUCACCUUUGGGAUGAAUUGGAACGCUGACUGUGAGCCAGGCCUAAUCGCCCAACAUCGGUGCCCGACUUCACUCUAAUGCUCGUGGCUGAAUGGAAGCAAGUCCCCACAGCAAUAUUCCAACAUCUAGUGGAAACCCUUCCCAUAGGAGUGGAGGCAGUUAUAGAAGCAAAGGGUGGACCAACUAUAUAUUAAUGCCCAUGACUUUGGAAUGAGAUGUUUGACGAGCAGUUGUCCACAUACUUUUGGUCAUGCAGUGUAUCAUGUCUAGAUGCAUUGUAGCUUAAUUCACCAUAAAACAAAACAGAAUUGCAAACUAAAUUGGUAAAUUAACCCAGAUUUCAAUUUCAUUGUAAGUCAUACAAAAAGUCAUUUACAAACAUGUUAAGUUUGUUUUUCUGAUAAUCUGUCAAGGAAAAAAAAACUUUGCUCUGUAAGUUUUUAUUUAGAAGAUGAAAGGACAUUUGAGUAGUUUGUUUUUCACUGUAAAAAAAACGUACACUUUUUUCCAGUAAAGCUGCUUUUCCUCAUUUCAGACUGUGGCCUAAAGACAAAAACUAUGUUACCAAAAUGAUACAACAGAAAACAAUAGGGCGACAUCAUUAGCUAGCCUUCCAUCUAACUGGCGACAGAUUUUCAUGUGAAUAUUCUAAAAUCUGCAUGAAUAAAAUACACCU
Molecule: messenger RNA, 9932 nt
Organism: Oncorhynchus masou masou (cherry salmon)
Lineage: Eukaryota; Metazoa; Chordata; Actinopteri; Salmoniformes; Salmonidae
Exons: 15
Coding region: 478-4308 (1276 amino acids)
Biological process (GO): small GTPase-mediated signal transduction
Molecular function (GO): GTPase activator activity
Source: RefSeq, a predicted model, not a curated record